UUAAGGAAGAACAACAUUCUUUACUAUCGCAACUACACUGAACACUACAAAUGAGCAGCAUUUUGGACAACCAAAAUGUAUCACACUUGUUUACCUUCUGACCAUCACGUGACUAUUGAAAGCAUGGCAGGUGUUAUUGUGGUUCUGCUAACAGUGUCUAUAUCUCUUGCCUAUGCUGCUUUACCACCUUUUCCACCACAAGGGGCUCAUUCAUUUGGCAUCAACAUACAUUACCGAGGUCAUCCACCCGCAGGAGCAUUGCAGAUGCUGAGAGAAACUGGUGUUCAUUGGAUUAGAAUGGACUUUGCAUGGGAUGUUAUAGAGACCACAAAAGGACAAUUUAAUUUUUCUCUAUAUGAUGAGCUGUCUGCUGAUCUUGCAGAAUACAACUUGUCAGCAAUUUACAUUCUUGAUUACGGCAAUCCACUGUAUGAUGGUGGGUUACCUCCACACAGUGACAAAGGAAGAAUUGCAUUUUCUAACUUUGCUGCAGCUGCUGUGAAGCACUUUUCUCGUGGCCCCAUCAAUAUUUUGUGGGAGAUGUGGAACGAGCCAAAUGGAGGAUUCUGGAAACCAACUGCUAAUGUGACUCAGUACAUUCAGCUUGCAGUUGAUGUGGGAAAGGCAGUCAAGAAUGCUGAUCGUAGUGCAUCAUAUGUGGGUCCAGCAACUGCAGGAAUGGACUGGAUUUUUUUAAAGGCAUGUUUUGAAGCUGGUCUGCUUGACUAUUGGGAUGCAGUCACAGUUCAUCCUUAUAGAAAUAAUCCACCUGAAGAUGCUACCGCAGACUUACAGAUGCUUCAUGAAAUGAUUCACAACUACACUAAUAGAUCAGUUUUAGCUAUCUCUAGUGAGUGGGGUUACUCAGCACGAUAUCCUCAUUAUGAUGUCACUCGUCAGUCGAAAGUCUUGCCUCGCAUGUGGCUCAACAACAUGCUCAAUAACAUGUCAUUGUCUAUUUGGUAUGAUUGGGUCAAUGAUGGCACUAACCAGACAUACACAGAACAUCAUUUUGGAACAGUAUAUAACACCUACUAUGCUGGAAGGAACCCGGUGUUUGAACCCAAGCCAACCUACCUUGCAGCUCAGACGUUUAACAAGAUUCUUGACGGUUGUACAGUGAAGCAUGUGUUUAACACAGCACGUGACUACUUACACGUCGUCCAAUUUUAUUGUUCAUCUGCGUCAGAAGGACCUGUUGUUGUGUGGUGUAGUGAUGAUUCUCAGAUUCCUUGUCUCAUUCAUGUACAACUGGCUACAUCAGUGAUCUGCUACAGUCAGGUUAAUUACGUUGGCCAAAAUCUUCCUCAGCUUUGUACAGACAAACAAGGUCUUCUCAUUGUUGCCACAGACAAUGCACCACUCUAUCUUGUGCCUAGCCACUGAGUGAUUAAUUUUUGAACUGAUCGGGUUAAUUGUUGGGUUUUUUCGGUGAUUUGCAUCUUAUGCAGUUUACUUGCUGGACAUAGCUAAUUGAUCCUAGCUGAGGUAUUGCAUUGGUUGCACUGGAUUUUGAAAUUACAGGGUGCUAAAUCUUUUGUGUGGUAAGUAUUAUUGGUCUGAGCACUUUGCACACUGCAUGUGUGCCGAUUUUAUGUGGUCACUUAUUUAGCAAUACCGUUUUUAGGAUUGCAGGAUUGGAAGAAUUGUAACAAAUUAGUUUUGAACAGAAUUGAUAAUUUAUU
Corticium candelabrum is the source of this 1685-nucleotide messenger RNA. RefSeq lists its product as uncharacterized. Gene Ontology annotation, molecular function: hydrolase activity, hydrolyzing O-glycosyl compounds. Gene Ontology annotation, biological process: carbohydrate metabolic process. The transcript has 2 exons. The record is from RefSeq and is a predicted model, not a curated record. The coding region runs from base 76 to 1386 and encodes 436 amino acids. NCBI's taxonomy places the organism in Eukaryota, Metazoa, Porifera, Homoscleromorpha, Homosclerophorida, Plakinidae.